Molecule: messenger RNA, 2514 nt
Organism: Aplysia californica (California sea hare)
Lineage: Eukaryota; Metazoa; Mollusca; Gastropoda; Aplysiida; Aplysiidae
Product: secernin-2
Exons: 8
Coding region: 217-1467 (416 amino acids)
Biological process (GO): proteolysis
Molecular function (GO): cysteine-type exopeptidase activity; dipeptidase activity
Source: RefSeq, a predicted model, not a curated record
UUCCCUUUGGACAGCCGCUCCCCGCUCCACCACCGACUCACCGACCGCCGAGCCGAUUCCCGACUGCUGGGUGCGCUGACGCCUUGUUCUUUCCUCGCUGUACUUGUUCUGCUCGAAAGCGAGUGCCCAAUUAUUGAUCAUUUUGAUUUCGUUGUCACCCGGACAUCGUAGAUUUUGUUGGAUCCUAACAGCUGCAGUCUCUCCUGCUAAGCUAGGAUGGCUGACCUGUUUGUAGCCCUCCCUCCUGUCACUUCAUUUGGUGCUGUGCUGUUUGGCAAGAACUCCAACCGACCUGCCUCCGAGAUUCAGGAUGUGGUCAACUUCCCCGCCAAAGAUUAUGGUAGUGGAGAAAAAGUCAAGUGCACCUACAUCGAGGUGGAUCAAGUGGGCCACACCAACGCUGUGGUGGUGAGUAAACCAUCCUGGAUGUGGGGAGCUGAGAUGGGAGCCAACGACAAAGGAGUAGCUAUUGGUAAUGCCCCAGUGUGGACCAAGUUGAAUGGACCUCAGGAUCUAGAGAAGAAGUUGCUAGGAGCUGACAUUGUGAGGUUAAGUUUGGAGCGUUCAUCCAGCGCCCGUGAGGCUGUGGAUGUGAUAGCGGGUUUACUGUCUACAUACGGACAAGGAGGGCCAUGCACAGAUGAGCCUGGGGAGGACGGCUGGUCCUUUCACAACAGUUAUCUCCUGGCUGACAGUUCCGAGGCCUGGAUCAUGGAGACUGUGGGCAGCCUGUGGGCGGCUGAGAGGAUCACUGAUGGUGUGAGAAAUGUAUCAAAUGAGCUCAGCAUCACCACAAAAUUGGAUCUGUCCUCCCCUGGUUUAGUCGACGAGGCAGUCAAACUUGGCCUGUACUCACCAGACAAGGGACCAUUUGACUUCAAGGCUGCCUUUUGUGCCCAGCGUGUCUCUCAGACAGGCUCAGUGCACAGCACCAGUUUCCGCCUUCGUCACGGGAAAGAGUUGAUGGACAAAGUGGUCACCAAAGGCAAGUUUGGUUACCGGGACCUGUUAAGCAUUCUGCGUGACGAGGACGGAGGUAUCUGUAUGAUGGACGGGGGAUUCAUCACAGCUGGCAGUCAGGUGUCUGUGCUCCUACCUAACUCCUCACCCUCGCCAAAUGUUCACUGGUUCACUGGUACCCCAAACCCAGCCACCUCCAUCUACAAGCCUUUUUUCUUUGGCCCUGGAGCAGAAGUGGGCACAGUGACAGUGUCUCCCCCAGUUGAGGCGGGGGCGGACCAGAGCGAGACAGGUCACGCCCUCUACCGGGGCCACAAGCGUCUGUGUAUGUUGAUGGACAGCCAGGAAGAGAAAGGACACAGUGUGCUGAAACAGCUUAGAGAGCUGGAAAACAAAUGCUGUGAGGAUGUGGAUGAAAUUGUCGCCAGCUACAGUGAGGCAAGUUUCCCCAAACUGAAGCAGAUUUUCCAGCACAUGGCUAGUAUGGAGCUCAACUUUUACGUGUGAUCUGUCAUCAUCCAGUUCCAACCCUACCAAGUUAUCCAGCCUGCCAGAGCUAUGCUGCGCUUGUAUCAGGUGAUUUUAGGCCAGGACGACCAUCAUUCUGCAGAUUUCAUUUCGCUCUCACUAUGUCUUUAGAGAAGAAACUGUCAUAAGUGUUCUCUGUAUGGUGUUUAUGGCGGAAAAGACCAUGUUUCAAGGUGCUUUGCUUGACUGCAAACUUAUCUCUGAAACCCCAGGGGAUUACUUAUUUGAUGUUAUUCUAUCAGAACAAUAUAAUAUAACUUGUCACAGUAAAACAAUAUUUGAAUUUGGCUUUCGGAUUCUUCUCAGAAGCAUUCUUUUAUGUAAACACAAAAAAAAACCUGAAUGUUACAUACAUUAUUGUUCACCAAGAAUACCAGCAUUACAUACCGUUCUAUUAUAACAAAUGCUGGUGUAGGGCUUUCAGCUUGGAAAACCUUUCUAUGUAUAUGUCUCCACUGUAGGUCUUUUUUGCUGUUGCAUAGAUGAAGUUAUAUAUUUAGAAAUGACUUUGAAUUUGUAUGUGGAUCAUUUGAGAAAAUAUUUUGUUUAUAUUCUUACGUACUAAGCAUUCUGUAACUGAAACAUGGGUUUCGACUGCUUGGCAGAUGUGCUUCUAUUUAUGCUAUACCUGUUACAUAAGAACUCGAGCUGAUGAUCAUGAAUAACCUCAGACAUGUGAAGUAUUUUUAGUUGAGUUCAACGUAGAUUGCAACAUUUUUCCCUGUGAGAGGAUCAUCAGAACAUUAGAAAAUAUGCCAACAUGUUUUUGUUUCUUUUCAAAGGUGUAAGUUCAGGUUUCUUAUUUAAUUAGACUUCACAGUGCAUCAAUUAUUGAACAAAGUUAUGUUGAAAAUUCAAGAAUAAUGAAUAGUAGAGGAAGGAAGAGCAACAGUAUGUGUUUCUUCAUAAUUGACAUUUUGUUUUGUUGGGAGAUUGAUAUUUACAUUCACAAAACUUGUAAUGUGUUCAAACUUCCUGUGUCAGAUCAUGUAACCUAUGUUGCAUUCUUCUAACUUAAAAAAAAAA